Molecule: messenger RNA, 310 nt
Organism: Nematocida minor
Lineage: Eukaryota; Fungi; Microsporidia
Exons: 1
Source: RefSeq, a predicted model, not a curated record
GGAAGAAAAUGAUCUGGCAGGAAUAAAAGCAAGUAAAAAGAAAGAUGUGAAUAAAGACCUAAAUAAAGAUCCAAAUAAAGGAGAUCUUGAAAAAAAAAUGAGCGUAAAAAGGGCUUCUAUAUCAAGAUUUAAAGGACAAAUAGCUGACCUAAAAAAAUAUCUAUGUACCAAACCCAGUCAGGAAAGUGAGUUCAUUGUGUUUCGAAACAUAAACAGCACAAAGUCUAAUCUAGGUGCACACAAUGAGCUAUUUGAUGUUUUAACCUCUAUAUAUAAGCGCAGAAGCCCCCUAGUAGUGAAAAAGCAGUGA